Molecule: messenger RNA, 474 nt
Organism: Daktulosphaira vitifoliae (grape phylloxera)
Lineage: Eukaryota; Metazoa; Arthropoda; Insecta; Hemiptera; Phylloxeridae
Exons: 1
Coding region: 1-474 (157 amino acids)
Source: RefSeq, a predicted model, not a curated record
AUGAUCUUAUUAGGCCUACGCACAACACUAAAAGAAGACUUGAAAACAUCCCCAGCCGAACUAGUCUAUGGUCAAACGCUAAGACUACCAGGACAAUUUUUUGAAGAAACAGAACAACUACCAGAACCAUCUGAUUUCAUAAAACAACUUCAACAGCAAUUUUCGAAAGUAGCCCCAAUAGUAUAUCACCACACAUCAUCAUCAAAACGCACUUACAUACCAAAAGACCUAGAAACAUGUACUCACGUAUACCAAAGAAUCGACGCUCUGAAGCCCAAAUUAACUUAUACAUACGAAGGACCAUUUCAAGUGUUAAAAAGAACACCCAAGACGUUCGACCUUCUAAUCAACGGUACAUCUAAAACAAUAUCAAUCGAUCGACUCAAACCCGCUUACAUAGAAGACAAAGUACCUGUGCAUAAUACGAACACAAGAAGUACAGCAGUUUCAGCACAACCAAGGCAAACGCGGUGA